AUGAAGAACAUCCCAGCAGAUCUGAGAAUUUGCAGAGAGCCGCUCACAUCAGCAGGGGUGGAAUUCAUGCCUCCCCUUCGCACCGCGACCAGUCCCACCAAAACCACGCCUCCCGUUUGCAGCCACUGGGGAAAGGGAGCGCGGCCACAGCUUGUCUCUUUAACGCGCGCCCCCGGAGGCCCGGCGCGCCCCCGCCUCUAUAACUGGAGCGCAUGGAGCAGGCUGCGCUCAGAGGAAGAAGGGCGGGCGGCGCUGGGCACCCGCGGACCGACUUCUCCAAGGCUGGGCUGCGCCCGGCUGCCGCGCCGUGCCCCCCGCGGACUGUGCCGGCUCCCCGCGUCCGCUCCCCCGUGCUCGCCGUCGGGCGAGGGCUCCGCCGCCGCCACGCCUCGCGCCCCGCGCCGCCCGCCCCAUGCUGGUGCACACGUACUCCGCCAUGGUGAGUCGGGCCCGGGACGCCCUCGGCGCCGGACCCUGACCUGCGCGGGCGCACACGGGGUUCGGGAGAGGAGCGGGACCGCCGGGUCGCGGCCAGGCGAGGAGGCGGCGGGCGGGAGCGGGCCCCGGCUGAGGUUCCGGCUGCGGGCCCCUCGGUGGCGGACGCCGCCCCAGGACCGACGGCCCGACGCCCCGGCCCGGAGGACCGCUCAGCGGCCGCGGGGUCGCCUCCUCACGCCGCGCCCUCCCCUCCAGGAGCGCCCCGACGGGCUGGGCGCAGCGGCCGGGGGCGCCCGCCUGUCGUCCCUGCCCCAGGCGGCCUUCGGCCCCGCGCCCCCGCUGUGCCACACGCCGGCCGCCGCCGACUUCCAGCCGCCCUACUUCCCGCCGCCCUACCCGCAGCCGCCGGUGCCCUACAGCCAGGCGCCCGACGCCGCCGCCUUCCCACACCUGGCCGGGGACCCCUACGGCAGCCUGGCGCCCCUGGCGCAGCCGCAGCCCCCGCAGGCCGCCUGGGCCGCGCCCCGCGCCGCCGCCCGCGCCCACGACGAGCCCGCGGGGUUGCUGCCGCCGCCGGCGCGCGCGCUGGGCCUCGAUCCGCGCCGCGACUACGCCGCCGCGGUGCCCCGGCUCCUGCACGGCCUGGCGGACGGUGCGCACGGCCUAGCGGACGCGCCCCUCGGCCUCCCCGGGCUGGCCGCGCCGCCCGGCCUAGAGGACAUACAGGCCAUGGAUGAACCAGGAAUGAGCCUCCUGGACCAGUCUGUGAUCAAGAAAGUCCCCAUGCCCUCCAAAGCCAGCAGCCUUUCAGCCCUCUCCUUGGCCAAAGACAGUUUGGUUGGCGGCAUCACCAACCCCAGUGAAGUCUUCUGCUCCGUGCCUGGCCGGCUCUCAUUACUCAGCUCAACGUCCAAGUACAAGGUGACGGUGGGGGAGGUGCAGCGGCGACUCUCACCUCCCGAGUGCCUCAAUGCCUCCCUCCUGGGCGGUGUCCUCCGAAGGGCCAAGUCCAAGAAUGGGGGCCGGUGCCUGCGGGAACGGCUGGAGAAGAUUGGGCUUAACCUCCCAGCAGGCCGGCGGAAGGCUGCCAAUGUGACACUGCUGACUUCGCUGGUGGAGGGAGAGGCUGUGCACCUGGCCAGAGACUUCGGCUAUGUCUGCGAGACUGAAUUCCCAGCCAAAGCAGCCGCUGAGUACCUGUGCCGACAGCAUGCUGACCCUGGGGAGUUGCACAGCCGCAAGAACAUGCUGCUGGCUGCCAAGCAGAUCUGCAAAGAGUUCGCAGACUUGAUGGCUCAGGACCGCUCGCCACUGGGCAACAGCCGCCCAGCACUCAUCCUGGAGCCCGGGGUGCAGAGUUGCCUGACACAUUUCAGCCUGAUCACCCACGGCUUCGGCGGACCCGCUAUCUGUGCUGCCCUUACAGCCUUCCAGAACUACCUGCUGGAGUCACUCAAGGGGAUGGACAAGAUGUUUCUAAGCAGCGCAGGCAGUGGGCAUGGUGAAACUAAGGCUUCAGAGAAGGAUGCCAAGCAUCGGAAGUAACCAUGCUUGCCCUGUCUCUAAAUGGCUCCCAAAGCCUGAAAAGAGCUCUUAGCUCUUGGGGGUGACCGUGAAAGGACUCAAAGGUGGGAUUGGAGUGAGACCAGAAAGAACAUCCAUCCAGCAAACCUAGUUAUGGAUCUGGAUUGGAGUAAGGGAAGGUGACCUUUGUGUGGUUUAAGGGCCCAUGUAUGUUUCACGUGUGUAGGUUUCUGACCUUUGCUGAGAAGGGCUUGGACAGGAAACUGGUGUGGUUAAAGUUGCCUCAUGGAGAAAAGCCCUUCCCAUUAGGGUGCCUGGGCAGCAGUGUGUCCUCCUACGGGUCGACUUUGCCUUUUACUGAUAGCAGGAAGGGCAAUAACAAAUCAAGAGGUGCUACUGAGGAGCUGGUGACCCUCAUCCCAGAAUCUCCUAUACCCGGACAAAGGGUACUGGUGGCAUGAGGCCAGUGAGUUCUUUGGACCCUUCCUACUCUUGGAGGGCAGGAGAGGCCCCCAAGGAACAAAGAAGAAAAAGCACAAAUCACAGAACUUGAAUCACAGUCCUGUUGAUGUCUGUCCUAUUUAUUUAUGUAUGCUGUAAUUAAAUUUGAAAGUUUAAAGAUGUCCAGCACAUCUUAUUUAUCUCAGUGAGUUGGGGGUUCAUUUCAGUUUUCUGCUCAUGCACUGAGAUGUCCACCUGGACCAGAGGGGAGAGGUUGUUUAGCUCCCAAAGGACUAUGGGCGGGCUGGGAGGGAAGGUUGUGUAGGGCAUCUUAAGCUAUCACCUGAAUUUUAUAUUUGUUGUCUCUCCUGGCCCUGCAGUCCAUGUCCCUCCUCAUCCCUCAAAUUGCUUCCUCAUUCUCUAAAACUUUUUCAUUUGGAUAUGAAGCUCUCCCCAUUCUUUAGGCCAGGCCUGGGUUUGCAUCCUAACAGGGCAAGGUCACAGGAGA
Molecule: messenger RNA, 2911 nt
Organism: Cavia porcellus (domestic guinea pig)
Lineage: Eukaryota; Metazoa; Chordata; Mammalia; Rodentia; Caviidae
Gene: Tfap2e
Product: transcription factor AP-2 epsilon
Exons: 8
Coding region: 1-1983 (660 amino acids)
Biological process (GO): anatomical structure development; regulation of transcription by RNA polymerase II; regulation of cell population proliferation
Cellular component (GO): nucleus
Molecular function (GO): DNA-binding transcription factor activity, RNA polymerase II-specific; RNA polymerase II transcription regulatory region sequence-specific DNA binding
Source: RefSeq, a predicted model, not a curated record